CUGCUCGAACUUGGUGCGGAUCCGAAUGUGGUCGGUGGCCUUCUUGUGUCGUCACCGUUGCACUGGGCUGCACGUGUGGGACACAGCAACAGUGCGGCACUACUUGUCAAAGCUGGUGCUGUCGCGAAUGUACGUGACACACAAGGAUAUGCUCCUAUUCAUCUAGCAGUACAAACAAACCAGUCUACACUGGUUGCAUAUCUGCUGGAGAAAUUUGACUAUUGCAAAGAUAUAACGGACAAUAGUGGAAUGACACCAGUCAUGUGGGCGGCAUAUCGUACCUUUGGCAUGUUCCCCAUCCGCUUAUUAGUCAGAGCUGGUGCAAAUCUGAAUGCUCAGGAGCAUCUGUCUGGCAAUACUGCGCUCCACAUAGCAGCUCAAGAAAGAAAUUAUUGUUCCGUGAGAGAGUUAUUAGCGGGUAACGCGGAUCUUCUUCUGCGUAAUAAACAGCAAGAGACACCUAUGGAUAUUGCGAGAAACAUGAGGAAUCACAAGAUUAUAGGUAAGUUGUUGUUGUGA
This is a messenger RNA of Cylicostephanus goldi, 519 nucleotides long. The record is from the annotation of a GenBank genome assembly. NCBI's taxonomy places the organism in Eukaryota, Metazoa, Nematoda, Chromadorea, Rhabditida, Strongylidae.